This is a messenger RNA of Lactuca saligna, 1607 nucleotides long. The record is from the annotation of a GenBank genome assembly. NCBI's taxonomy places the organism in Eukaryota, Viridiplantae, Streptophyta, Magnoliopsida, Asterales, Asteraceae.
AUGGAGCUGAAACAGAAUGAGAAGUUACACAUGGAAAAUUAUGACAAUUUAGGGUUCGGCGUUGACUUAGGUCAAAGAAAAUACCGCCUACAACGAUUCACUCUCAAUCGACCCUCAAUUUCUUUACCUUUUCUGCAUCCACUCACCUCUGGUGCUUCCUCCAGGCCGUCGACCGCUGACCUCCGGCGUUCCAUCACACCUUCCUCAUCCGAUUCUGAGUUAAAAUCUCUGCUUCUAAGAAAGCAAGAAAGAAGGAGAAAACAUGAGUGGCGACAACGUCAGUUUGAGCUUGAACAGCUGCGCAAAGACUUUAACAGGAUUAACAAAGAAGUGGCUAAACUUAGAAUUGCUGGGGAAGAUGCCAGUUCCAUGAUAAAAAAUACAGAGGAAAACAAGGACUCAACUGCAAAAAAAGAUGCAGAGGUUCAGGAAGCCCGUGCAGCAUUAUAUUCAAAACUGGAGGUGGUUGGGAAUCUUGUGCAUGAUUCAGUUCCUGUUAGCAAUGAUGAGGCAAAUAAUGCUGUUGUCCGCACUUGGGGGGAGAAAAGAACAGAGCCAAAACUAAAAAAUCAUGUCGAGCUUGUGGAACUUCUUGGAAUUGCAGAUCUGAAAAGAGGUGCUAAUGUAGCUGGUGGUAGAGGAUUUUAUUUGAAAGGAGAUGGUGUGCGUCUAAAUCAAGCUCUUAUAAACUUUGGUCUUGAUUUUCUGGAGAAAAGGGGCUUCACAUCAUUGCAAACUCCAUUCUUUAUGAGGAAAGAUAUAAUGGGAAAGUGUGCUCAAUUAGCCCAAUUCGAUGAAGAACUUUACAAGGUAACAGGUGAGGGAGAUGACAAGUAUCUGAUUGCUACUGCUGAACAACCACUUUGUGCUUAUCACAUAGAUGACUGGAUUCAUCCAACACAGCUACCACUAAGAUAUGCUGGAUAUUCGUCUUGCUUCCGGAAAGAAGCUGGGUCACAUGGUCGUGACACUCUUGGAAUCUUCCGUGUUCAUCAGUUUGAGAAAGUUGAACAGUUUUGUAUCACCAGUCCUAAUGCCAAUGACUCAUGGGACAUGCACGAGGAGAUGAUUAAAAACUCUGAGGAGUUUUACCAAAUGUUGAAAUUGCCGUAUCAUAUAGUCUCUAUAGUCUCUGGUGCACUAAACGAUGCUGCAGCAAAGAAGUAUGACUUGGAAGCAUGGUUUCCUGCAUCCAGCACUUACAGAGAACUUGUGUCUUGUUCAAAUUGCACUGAUUACCAGUCGAGAAAGUUGGAGAUCAGAUUUGGGCAGAAAAAGAGCAAUGAACAAACAAAGCAAUACUGCCAUUUAUUGAAUUCCACACUCACAGCAACAGAGAGGACUAUGUGUUGCAUUCUUGAGAAUUACCAGAGGGAAGAUGGUGUUGAAGUGCCUCAAGUGCUACAGCCAUUCAUGGGUGGGAAGACGUUCAUCCCUUUCCAAGCUACUCCUGCUACUAAAGAAACCAAAGGGAAAAAAUCAAAACCAUAGAGUUGCUGCUUCAACAAAUACUUAAUCGUGAAGAUUUUGUUUUCUUUAUUUUUAGUUUCUAUUAUAAUUGAAUUUUUUCAUCUUGAUUAACCUCAUUUAUUUUUAACAAAAUUUCA